Rhizoctonia solani is the source of this 1236-nucleotide messenger RNA. Its product is annotated as Adaptor complexes medium subunit family. Gene Ontology annotation, cellular component: AP-2 adaptor complex; cytoplasmic vesicle. The record is from RefSeq and is a predicted model, not a curated record. Gene Ontology annotation, biological process: clathrin-dependent endocytosis; intracellular protein transport. The transcript is spliced from 13 exons. NCBI's taxonomy places the organism in Eukaryota, Fungi, Basidiomycota, Agaricomycetes, Cantharellales, Ceratobasidiaceae. Gene Ontology annotation, molecular function: clathrin-cargo adaptor activity. Bases 1 to 1236 code for a protein of 411 amino acids.
AUGAUUUCGGCUUUCUUUAUAUUUAACCAGAAAGGAGAGGUUCUCAUUUCCAGGCUUUUCCGACCAGAUCUUAAACGAUCUGUAGCAGAUGUUUUCCGUAUCCAAGUAGUCUCCAAUAGUGAUGUACGCUCGCCAAUAGUAACCCUUGGAUCAACCAGCUUUUUCCAUGUUCGAACGAAUAAUGUCUACGUUUUAGCAGUUACAAAGAGCAAUGCCAACGCGGCGUUAGUCUUUGAAUUCUGCUACCGAUUCAUUAAUAUCGGAAAAGCCUAUUUUGGCAAAGUGGAUGAGGAGUCAGUUAAGAAUAACUUUGUUCUCAUUUAUGAACUCCUUGAUGAGAUUUUGGACUUCGGCUACCCGCAGAAUAGCGAGAUUGAUACCCUCAAGAUGUACAUCACCACAGAAGGAGUAAAAUCCGAGCUUGCAGUACGCGAGGAGUCGCAAAAGAUCACCAUCCAAGCUACAGGCGCGACAAGUUGGAGAAGAAGUGACGUAAAGUACAAGAAAAACGAAGCUUUCGUGGACAUUAUUGAAAGUGUCAAUCUUUUGAUGAGCGCGAAAGGUGCUGUGUUGCGUGCCGAUGUGGAUGGUCAAGUCUUGAUGCGCGCAUAUCUAUCCGGGACACCGGAGUGUAAAUUUGGACUGAACGACAAACUAGUUCUCGAACAAAGUGAGCGAGGGCUCAGUGACAACGCUGUCGAACUCGACGAUUGCCAAUUCCACCACUUUGUUCCACCAGAUGGAGAAUUUGAGCUAAUGAAGUAUCGUUCGACUACAAACAUCAACUUGCCGCUCCGAGUUCACCCAAUUGUUGUUGAACAUGGUACAUCCCGAGUUGAAUACACGGUAGCCGUAAAGGCGAGCUUCAACCCUAAGCUUAGUGCGACCAACGUUGUCCUUCGGAUCCCUACCCCUCUAAAUACGACCAGUGUUGAUACCAAGGUACCACAAGGCAAAGCCAAGUAUGUACCAGCAGAGAACGUGGUUGUUUGGAAAAUUCCCCGCCUCCAAGGUGGCAGCGAGCUGACAUUCACCGCAAUGGCCGAGCUUACUGCCACAACAACGCGACAAGCCUGGGCGAGGCCUCCAAUUGAUGUUGAUUUUCAAGUGUUGAUGUUCACAGCUUCGGGUCUAUUGGUGCGAUUCUUAAAAGUUUUGGAAAAGAACAACUAUCAGAGCGUGAAGUGGGUCCGAUACCUCACUAAAGCUAGUGGGACAUAUCAGAUUAGGUUUUAA